GCUGGGAGCGAGGGUGCGGCCGGCAGGGCCCCGCGCGAGGCGCCCCCUGCGGGCGCAGGCUGCACCCCGUGCGCCCGCGGCUGCGCUGCCCGGCUGGCCGCGUCGGCGGCCGGGACUCCGGCGCGGGACCGCGGCGGGCGGGGCGCGGCGGCCGGUCUGACGUGUCUCGGCGGGAUUGGAGCCGCCGCCCUAUAUAGCAGCGGCGGCCCGGGCGCCGCGCCUCGAGCGUCCCGGCUUCUCGGCGGCGGGCGCGGACGGACCUCGGCGGCGGGAGCCGGUAAAGCUGGCAGGCUGACAGAGGCGGCCUCGGGACGGACUUUCUGGCUACCGACCGUUUUGCUGAUGACUGAGAGUCGACUUUGACGUUCCCUGUGCUGACUCCGCCUCUCCUACUGUAGUGGUUUACCCGGAUCACGUGUGGCUGUGAGAUCAACCAUGAGCUCCGUUGCAGUUUUGACCCAAGAGAGUUUUGCUGAACACCGAAGUGGACUGGUUCCGCAACAAAUCAAAGUAGCCACUUUGAAUUCGGAAGAGGAGAGCGACCCGCCCACCUAUAAGGAUGCCUUCCCUCCACUUCCUGAGAAAGCGGCCUGCCUGGAAAGUGCCCAGGAACCUGCUGGAGCCUGGAGCAACAAGAUCCGGCCCAUCAAGGCCUCCGUCAUCACUCAGGUGUUCCACGUGCCUCUGGAGGAGAGGAAGUACAAGGACAUGAACCAGUUUGGGGAAGGCGAGCAAGCCAAGAUCUGCCUUGAGAUUAUGCAAAGGACGGGCGCCCACCUGGAGCUGUCCCUGGCCAAGGACCAAGGCCUCUCCAUCAUGGUCUCAGGGAAGCUGGACGCUGUCAUGAAAGCCCGGAAGGACAUUGUGGCGAGAUUGCAGACUCAGGCCUCAGCAACUGUUGCCAUUCCUAAAGAGCACCAUCGCUUUGUGAUCGGCAAAAAUGGAGAGAAAUUGCAAGACUUGGAGCUAAAAACCGCAACCAAAAUCCAGAUCCCACGCCCAGAUGACCCCAGCAAUCAGAUCAAGAUCACUGGCACCAAAGAGGGCAUUGAGAAAGCUCGCCAUGAGGUCCUGCUCAUCUCUGCUGAGCAGGACAAGCGUGCUGUGGAGAGGCUGGAGGUGGAGAAGGCCUUCCACCCCUUCAUUGCUGGGCCAUACAACAGACUGGUGGGCGAGAUCAUGCAGGAGACAGGGACGCGCAUCAACAUCCCCCCACCCAGUGUCAACCGGACAGAGAUUGUCUUCACAGGAGAGAAGGAGCAGCUGGCUCAGGCCGUGGCCCGCAUCAAGAAGAUUUACGAGGAGAAGAAAAAGAAGACCACGACCAUUGCAGUGGAGGUGAAGAAGUCUCAGCACAAGUAUGUCAUCGGGCCAAAAGGCAACUCGCUGCAGGAGAUCCUGGAGAGAACUGGGGUUUCUGUUGAGAUCCCACCCUCGGACAGCGCCUCUGAGACCGUGAUCCUGCGCGGGGAGCCUGAGAAGCUGGGGCAGGCGCUGACGGAAGUCUACGCCAAGGCCAACAGCUUCACAGUCUCCUCGGUGUCUGCCCCUUCCUGGCUUCACCGCUUCAUCAUUGGCAAGAAAGGGCAGAACCUGGCCAAGAUAACACAGCAGAUGCCAAAGGUCCACAUUGAGUUCACUGAAGGUGAGGACAAGAUCACCUUGGAAGGCCCUACGGAGGACGUGGGUGUGGCCCAGGAGCAGAUCGAAAGCAUGGUCAAGGACCUGGUCCACCGGAUGGACUACGUGGAGAUCAGCAUUGACCACAGGUUCCACAGGCACCUCAUCGGGAAGAGCGGGGCCAACAUCAACAGAAUCAAAGACCAGUACAAGGUGUCCGUGCGCAUCCCUCCUGACAGCGAGAAGAGCAGCCUGAUCCGCAUCGAGGGGGACCCUCAGGGUGUGCAGCAGGCCAAGCGGGAGCUGCUGGAGCUAGCCUCUCGCAUGGAAAACGAGCGUACCAAGGAUCUAAUCAUCGAGCAGAGAUUUCAUCGCACGAUCAUUGGGCAGAAAGGUGAACGGAUCCGUGAAAUUCGCGACAAAUUCCCAGAGGUUAUCAUCAACUUUCCAGACCCAGCACAGAAAAGCGACAUUGUCCAGCUCAGAGGGCCCAAGAAUGAGGUGGAAAAAUGCACCAAGUACAUGCAGAAGAUGGUGGCAGACCUGGUGGAGAACAGCUACUCGAUCUCUGUUCCGAUCUUCAAGCAGUUUCAUAAGAACAUCAUUGGGAAAGGCGGCGCAAACAUCAAGAAGAUCCGGGAAGAAAGCAACACCAAGAUCGACCUUCCCGCGGAGAACAGCGAUUCUGAGACCAUCGUCAUCACAGGCAAGCGAGCCAACUGCGAGGCUGCCCGGAGCCGGAUCCUGUCCAUCCAGAAAGACCUGGCCAACCUCGCUGAGGUGGAGGUCUGCAUCCCGGCCAGGCUGCACACCUCGCUCAUCGGCACCAAGGGCCGGCUGAUCCGCGCCAUCAUGGAGGAGUGUGGGGGCGUGCACAUCCACUUCCCUGUGGAGGGCUCCGGGAGCGACACCGUGGUCAUCAGGGGCCCGUCCUCGGACGUGGAGAAGGCCAGGAAGCAGCUCCUGCACCUGGCAGAGGAGAAGCAAACCAAGAGCUUCACCGUGGACAUCCGGGCCAAGCCCGAGUACCACAAGUUCCUCAUCGGCAAGGGCGGCGGCAAGAUCCGCAAGGUGCGCGACAGCACGGGCGCCCGCAUCAUCUUCCCCGCCGCCGAGGACAAGGACCAGGACCUGAUCACCAUCAUCGGCAAGGAGGACGCUGUCCGGGAGGCGCAGCGGGAGCUGGAGGCGCUGAUCCAGAACCUGGACAACGUGGUCGAGGACUCGAUGCUGGUGGACCCCAAGCAUCACCGCCAUUUUGUCAUCCGAAGAGGCCAGGUCCUGCGGGAGAUCGCGGAGGAGUACGGGGGGGUGAUGGUCAGCUUCCCGCGCUCCGGCACACAGAGCGACAAGGUCACCCUGAAGGGUGCCAAGGACUGUGUGGAGGCGGCCAAGAAGCGCAUUCAGGAGAUCAUCGAGGACCUGGAAGCGCAGGUGACCGUGGAGUGCGCCAUUCCCCAGAAGUUCCACCGCUCCGUCAUGGGCCCCAAGGGCUCCAGGAUCCAGCAGAUCACUCGGGAUCACAACGUUCAGAUUAAGUUCCCAGACAGAGAGGAGAACCCAGUCCACAGCGCAGAGCCAGCCAUCCAGGAGAACGGCGAUGAGGCUGGGGAGGGCAGAGAGGCCGAGCCCGGCUCUCCACGGAGGUGUGACAUCAUCACCAUCUCUGGACGGAAGGAGAAGUGCGAGGCUGCCAGGGAAGCCCUGGAGGCACUGGUUCCAGUCACCAUUGAAGUGGAGGUGCCCUUUGACCUUCACCGUUACAUCAUCGGUCAGAAAGGGAGCGGGAUCCGCAAGAUGAUGGACGAGUUUGAGGUGAACAUUCACGUCCCAGCUCCUGAGCUGCAGUCCGACGUCAUCGCCAUCACUGGUCUCACUGCGAACCUGGACCGAGCCAAGGCGGGGCUGCUGGAGCGCGUGAGGGAGCUGCAGGCCGAGCAGGAGGACCGGGCUCUGAGGAGCUUCAGGCUGAGCGUCACUGUAGACCCCAAAUACCAUCCCAAAAUCAUCGGAAGAAAGGGCGCAGUGAUCACCCAGAUCCGGCUGGAGCAUGACGUGAACAUCCAGUUUCCAGACAAGGACGAGGGGAGCCAGCCCCAGGACCAAAUCACCAUCACAGGGUACGAGAAGAACACAGAGGCCGCCCGGGACGCCAUCCUGAAGAUUGUGGGCGAGCUGGAGCAGAUGGUCUCGGAAGAUGUGCCGCUCGACCACCGCGUUCACGCACGCAUCAUCGGCGCCCGCGGCAAAGCCAUCCGAAAAGUCAUGGACGAAUUCAAGGUGGACAUCCGCUUCCCACAGACGGGAGCCCCAGACCCCAACUGUGUGACUGUGACAGGACUCCCGGAGAACGUGGAGGAGGCCAUCGACCACAUCCUCAACCUGGAGGAGGAAUACCUGGCCGACGUGGUGGACAGUGAGGCUCUGCAGGGCUACCUGAGGCCCCCCGUGCACGAGGAGGCCAAGGGCCCCUCCAAAGGCUUCGUGGUGCGGGAUGCUCCCUGGACCGCCAGCAGCAGCAGCGAGAAGGCUCCUGAUAUGAGCAGCUCUGAGGAGUUUCCCAGCUUUGGGGCUCAGGUGGCCCCCAAGACCCUCCCUUGGGGCCCUAAACGAUAAUGACCCCAAAGCAAAAAGCUUUCCAGCCUGCUGACCAGCCACCACAGGUGUGUCCGGGUCUGACCCAGCGCUGGGCCCUCUUACUCGCUGACGCCCUCCCCUCCCGAGGUCUCGCAGUGAAGCCUGGCAGCGGUCCUGCCGCUCUUCCCCAGGCCUGGCCGUCACCCGCGGGCCAGGGGCUGCCCCUGGAGUGGUGCCGGGACGGGCACCACUGUGCUGAACACUAAGCAAGGUCGCUGAGCGCUUCGUGGUAAGACUCCAGCUUCCUGGUCCACCCAGCAUGUAGCCAGCACUCUGACCCUCACGGAGCUCACAGCAGCGGCCCGGAGUCGGCUUCCUGUGUCAUGACCUCAGGAAAUAAAUUUCCUUGACUUUAUAAAAGCCAAACGUUUGCCCUCUUCCUUUCCCAACUCCCGGACCCCCCUCCUGGUGGACUGCAGCUGGCCUCCGGCUGCAUGGCCUGCCCAGCCCAGGGAACAGGUGGGAGGAGCAGAGGCUGAGGGCUGCCUGCUUCAGGGGUGGGAGCACCGGGGGUCCUGGCAGCCUCGGCCCCAGGUGUGUGUGUGAAGCCCAGAGGUGAGGCCGUGGGAGUGUGGUCGCCCAGUCCCCUCUGGCCGUCACGGUGGCCUCGUGUGCCGCAGCUCACCAGUGGGGAUGGGAGCGGGAGACUCCCCACGCGGGGCCGGCCGGCCUUCAGGGAGCGCUGGACUUGGCUCCCAUGCCCGCCAAGCCACCCUCCCGGGGCCGGCCUCCUGCCUUCUUUCUACCUCAGCUGGUGUGUGGUGGUCCUGUGCAGGUCGGAGCCUGGCUGCAGAGCUGGGGUGCCCAGGUGGCCAACCCUCUGGGGACACUGCUCCUGCUAAGUGGAAGUCACCCAGGGCCCAGGCCUGUAGUCCUGUGGCAGCUGAGCUGCCACUGGGCCCGGGAGUAAAGCAGAGCCAGGACAGAGGACAGGGCGCCGAGAGCCCGCGGGCUGAGGGCCUGGGCGCCAGAAGUGCCCCAGCUGGCAGGCUGGAGGCCCUCGGGGGGAAGCUGGCCCCCAGCAGAAGGGUCUAGCCUGGCCACCCCGCCCCCUCCAGGCCCUCACUGGAUCCCCCUGUGCCCACGUAGAGGAGGGAUAAGCAGAGACAGGAGAACAGCUCUGCUUCCCCCUCAGGCCAGUGGCCCUGGGGACGGUGAGGUCAGGGAAGAGGCUGACUGGUCCCCAGGCCCCGCCCUCUAAGUGACAGCCCACGCCGGGAGCACCGUCCUCCUGCUGGAUGUCCUCCCAUCCUGUGGCCACCGCUGCCUCUCACCCACCCCGACUUGUGCCAUGUGGAAAUCAUAUGCAAAUGCGUGUAAAGACUCAGGAAUGUGGAUGACGCUGGAAUU
Molecule: messenger RNA, 5607 nt
Organism: Sciurus carolinensis (gray squirrel)
Lineage: Eukaryota; Metazoa; Chordata; Mammalia; Rodentia; Sciuridae
Gene: Hdlbp
Product: high density lipoprotein binding protein
Exons: 28
Coding region: 436-4236 (1266 amino acids)
Cellular component (GO): nucleus; cytoplasm
Molecular function (GO): mRNA binding
Source: RefSeq, a predicted model, not a curated record